Messenger RNA from Hylaeus volcanicus, 1429 nucleotides. RefSeq lists its product as uncharacterized. Bases 1 to 1332 code for a protein of 443 amino acids. Gene Ontology annotation, cellular component: cytoplasm. Lineage: Eukaryota; Metazoa; Arthropoda; Insecta; Hymenoptera; Colletidae. Gene Ontology annotation, biological process: regulation of translational fidelity. Gene Ontology annotation, molecular function: tRNA binding; nucleotidyltransferase activity; double-stranded RNA binding. The transcript is spliced from 4 exons. The record is from RefSeq and is a predicted model, not a curated record.
AUGGUUGAAACAAACGACAAUUUAGUUAUAUACACAGUAAAGGAUUAUAAAGAAAAAGAAUACGAUGAAUUACUGAGAGACAUGGGAGAAAAAGUUCGUCAAGGUUAUCUUGUUGUGUUUCCUACUGAAACAGUGUACGGUCUUGGAUCAAACGCUCUUUCUAGUGACGCGGUAUCGAGAAUUUUUAAAGCAAAAAAACGUCCUAUGUGUGAUCCCGUCAUUUGUCAUGUUAAGGAUGUUGAUCAAGCAUUCACUUUAUUUUCUAAAGAUCAGCACGAAUUAAUUUUAAAAGUUUUAAGGAUUUUGGCCGAAGAAUUCUGGCCAGGACCGUUAAGCUUGGUUGCGGCAGCGUCCGAUAUUGUUCCACCUGAAGUUAUGGGUGGUUCAGGGUUUGUCUCUGCAAGAUGUCCCAAUCAUCCAGUUGCUUUAGAUUUCAUUCGUUCAGCAAAUGUUCCCAUUGCAGGUCCAUCGGCUAAUCAAUUUGGUCAUAUUUCACCUUCACUAGCUCAACAUGUCGCUAAAGAUUUUAAAAACGUUCAUUUGUCCGAUCAAUGUCAGCAUUUUUGUCAAGAAAAACUGUACUUGCUUGAUGCAGGCCCCUGUCGUGUAGGAAUAGAAAGCACAGUUUGUAAAGUCGCAUUGUCUUCGGAUGGUUCUAAUUUGUUAGAAUUGUCCAUUUUAAGGCGUGGCUUUAUUUCUUUAAACGAUAUAAAGGCAGUUUUACAAAAACAUUGUGAACAAUUUAAAACGUUUCGUCAAGGGCAAUAUUACCAUAUGUUUCAAAACGCGAAAUUCAAUGUUAUUGAUAGGUUGGAACCAUUUAAAAAUGAAGGUGCGGGUGUUGAAGAAGCUAACAAGAAUAUGAUACAACCACUGAUAAGUCCGGGAAAUCUCUUAAGUCAUUACGCUCCGUUGUAUUCAACCUUUUUACUAAGUCGAUGUAAGAAAAGCAGCGCAAACUACAAAAUUUCAAUCGGAAAUGAGUCGAGUGUCAAAGCAUUACUCAAUUUAUCAAAUUGUAUUCUUGUCGAUAGUUUCCAAAAAUUUGCGGACAUAAGUCAUUUGUUUGGAAAAUAUUUAUCAUUAUAUGACGGACCACGAAACUCUUCAAAGAAGGAGUCUGAUACAAUGCAACAAAAUUUAUUUUAUCAGUUGCAUCUAGCUGAAGAUAGUGUUUCCAAUUUACAAAAUUGUUCCAGUGAAUCUUUUUUUAUUUGUAUAACGGAUUUUUAUGAAGAAGCCUGUUUAUUUGGUGAAGGUGUAUUAGCGGUGUAUGAUCGUGUUUUCAGAUCUGCUUCUGGAAAAAAAGCCACAUUAGUACCAUAUGUUUAAAGUCAAAAUGUUUCUUGAUUAUUAAAAAUGACUAUGUUUUAUUUAACCAGAAGGACCUUUCCCUAAUGGUACAUUAGCGAGAGCAUCAGGCAUUCUU